GCAUUGCACUGGUGAUAGGCCUGAAAAGCCCAUUUAACAUUUACCCUGACAAAGUGACAAGACGCAGAGACUUGGGUGUCGAAGUUUUGAACCUUGUUCUGUAGAUUAGGCAUCCAUUAGCCAUUGCACAUUCUCGUGAGUGAAUUUUUUACUGCAGGGGACGAUGAAAUUGGAUUUGAUCAAGAUCUACUCUCUCAGUAUCAGAAUCUUCAACAUUCCAUCUCUGUAUACACUAACUCUGAGCUGACUCCCAUUGACUCACAGAGUAUCCUGCUUUUGAACUACAGAGCUUCAAUCUGCCACUUCGUCUAUCACAUCAUCCAAUUAUGCUCUCAAAACCCAGAAUCUGAUGCUUUAGAAUUGCUUUAAGAAACCCGAACACGACCCACAAAUCCAUUCCCUUUCACGAACCCAAACAAAAUGCUUCUUUUUCUUCUGCUUCACUUGUUUUCUCUGCCUUUCUCUGGUCGCUGUUUAAACCAAGAGGGUUUGUAUCUUCAACAAGUGAAACAGGGCCUUUCCGAUCCAACCCAGUCACUCUCUUCAUGGAAAGAACGAGACGAGACUCCUUGUAAUUGGUUUGGCAUCACCUGCGACAACACAACUCGCCGCGUCGUCUCGGUCGAUCUUUCCAACUCAGGGCUCUCGGGUCCCUUCCCUGCUUUCCUCUGCCGCCUCCCUUCUCUCUCAUCCGUCAAUUUUGCCGGUAACGAAAUCAAUUCAUCCCUCAUUGUCGAUAUCGACGGGUGUCAGAAUCUUCAGGAGUUGAUCCUGUCGGAUAAUUUUCUUGUUGGCAAUAUCCCGGAAUCUCUGUCUUCGUUGCAGAAUCUCAGAGUGCUUGAUUUGGCGGGAAACAACUUCUCCGGUGACAUCCCGUCGAGUUUUGGUCAGUUCCGGCGACUGGAGUCGCUAUCCGUCGCGGGUAAUUUACUCAAUGGAACAAUACCCAGUUCGCUAGGCAACAUUUCUACUCUUCGUGAUCUCUUACUAGCUUAUAACCCGUACACGCCGAUUCAAAUACCGAGUGAAUUCGGCAACCUCACGAGUCUCGAGAUUUUCUGGCUCCCUUACUGUAACCUCGUGGGUUUAAUCCCGGAGAGCUUAGGUCGUUUAACUCGGCUGACAAACCUAGACGUGUCAUGGAACCGACUCACUGGGUCAAUUCCAGGAACACUAUCUGGGAUGAAGAGUAUAGUCCAGAUUGAGCUCUAUCACAACAAUUUAUCAGGUGAGAUACCUCCAUCGCUGGGUAAUUUGACGACGUUGAGGAGAUUUGACGCGUCUUCGAACAGGUUGAACGGUACAAUUCCGAACGAGUUAUGCGAGUUACCGUUAGGGUCGCUGAACCUUUUUCAAAACCGACUUGAAGGUGCUAUACCUGAGAGCAUAGCCAACUCAUCAAAUUUGUACCAGCUCAAACUGUUCAACAACAAACUCAGUGGACGAAUACCGAGUCAACUGGGGAACAACUCGGAGUUGACGUCGCUGGACUUGGCUUCCAAUCAAUUGUAUGGGGAAAUACCGAACCACUUGUGUGCCAAAGGAAGCUUAGAGGAGCUAGUCUUGAUCUACAAUUCGUUUUCUGGGAAUAUCCCAGAAAGUCUGGGUAAAUGUGGGAGUUUAGGCCGUGUCCGGCUGAGGAACAACCGGCUAUCCGGCACAGUCCCUGACAUGUUCUGGGGACUCCCACACGUGUAUUUGUUUGAGCUUUCUGAUAAUUUGUUAACUGGAGAGGUGUCUAAGAUGAUCUCUCAUGCUAGUAAUCUCUCACUCUUAUUGAUUUCAAGGAAUCAGUUUAAUGGGUCUAUACCAGAAGAGAUUGGACUCUUGAGCACUCUGGUGGAAUUCUCUGCUAGUGGUAACAUGCUUACAGGUCCAAUUCCGGAGAGUUUUGUAAAGUUGAGCCAGUUGAGCAGGCUUGAUCUUAGUCAUAAUGAAUUGAAUGGUGAAGCUCCUGUUGGAAUUCAAGAUUGGAAGUCUCUCAAUGAGCUUAAUUUGGCAAAUAAUAAGCUUUCUGGUAGUAUCUCAAGUGAAAUAGGGAGCUUGCCAGUGCUUAAUUAUCUUGAUCUUUCGGAGAAUGACUUCUCUGGGAAUAUCCCACUUGAAUUACAGAAUUUGAAGCUCAAUUUGUUGAACUUGUCGAACAAUAGGCUUUCCGGAGAGUUGCCUCCUCUGUAUGCCAACGAAAUUUACAGGAAUAGUUUUGUGGGGAAUCCAGGCUUGUGUGGUGACUUGGCUGGUCUUUGUCCUCAUAUUGGUGAAUCUAAGAACAAGCUCAAUAUGUGGAUUCUUCGAUCGAUCAUACUUGCUGGAGUAGUAUUUAUUAUUGCGGUUGUUUGGUUUUUCAUCAAGUACAGGAGUAUUAAAGAGGUGAAACAAGGAAUUGCUAUAUCGAAGUGGAGGUCAUUUCACAAAAUUAGCUUUGGUGAAUUUGAGAUUGUUGAUUCACUUAAGGAAGAUAAUGUGAUCGGAAGUGGAGGUUCCGGGAAAGUGUACAAAGUUGUUCUCAGUAAUGGUGAGACCGUUGCAGUGAAGAAACUUUGUGGAGGGACUAAAAAAGACGGUGCCAGCGCCAAUUCUCAGAAAGACGAAUACGAAGUUGAAGUUGAAACAUUGGGGAAGAUUCGGCACAAGAAUAUUGUUAGACUGUGGUGUUGUUGCAACACUGGGGUUAGCAAGCUUCUGGUCUAUGAAUAUAUGCCAAAUGGGAGCUUGGGGGAUUUGUUGCAUAGCAGCAAGGAAGGCUUGUUGGGAUGGCCUAAAAGGUAUAAAAUAGCUCUGGAUGCAGCUGAAGGUUUAUCUUAUUUGCACCAUGAUUGUGUUCCUCCACUUGUUCACAGGGACGUGAAGUCGAACAAUAUAUUGUUGGAUGCAGAGUUUAGUGCUAGGAUUGCAGAUUUUGGGGUCACUAAAGUUGUCGUCGGAGUUGGUAAAGGAGCAGAAUCCAUGUCUGUGAUUGCUGGUUCUUGUGGUUACAUUGCCCCAGAAUAUGCCUACACGCUUAAGGUGAAUGAGAAAAGCGACAUCUAUAGUUUCGGUGUUGUGAUGCUUGAGUUGGUAACCGGUAGACGCCCCAUAGAUCCGGAGUUUGGGGAGAAAGACUUGGUGAAAUGGGUUUACACUACCCUGGACCAAAAAGGGAUUGAUCAUGUUAUCGAUCCUAAUCUCGAUUCCAGUUACAAAGAAUUUAUAUGCCGGGUUCUCGACAUUGCCCUCUGUUGCACAAACUCUCUACCUAUUAAUCGGCCUUCAAUGCGAAGGGUUGUGAAAAUGUUACAAGAAGCAGGUGCAGAGAAGAAGGUGAAAACAGGCAAGAAAGAUGGUAAGCUCUCCCCAUAUUACUAUGAGGAUGAAUCUGCAGGAAGUAAUGUUUGAGAUAGUAGUAGCUUUGUCCUGAAAUUUCAUUUUCCUUGUAUUUGAUUUCAUGGGGCAAAGGGAAUGGGAGAGCAAUUAGUUUGAUAGAGAUAUUUGGAUGUGCACAGCUUCAAAAAGCAAAUCUACAGUGAGUCACAGAUCAAGACGUUGAAAAUAGUGUAGCUGUUAGUGUUAUGGUUGUAGACUUAUAGUUAGGUGAAUUCCUAUCUGGUUAGGUGAAUUUUAAGUUUGUAAACAUGCAAAAGCAUUAGAUUUUGUUGUCUAUCCGUGUGGCUGAGAACACUCACAAUCGAGGCACAAGGAUGCAAUUAUCAAAGACGUUUUCAGUAA
This is a messenger RNA of Tripterygium wilfordii, 3705 nucleotides long. Its product is annotated as receptor-like protein kinase HSL1. The record is from RefSeq and is a predicted model, not a curated record. The transcript is spliced from 2 exons. Gene Ontology annotation, biological process: protein phosphorylation. Lineage: Eukaryota; Viridiplantae; Streptophyta; Magnoliopsida; Celastrales; Celastraceae. The coding region runs from base 421 to 3375 and encodes 984 amino acids. Gene Ontology annotation, molecular function: ATP binding; receptor serine/threonine kinase binding; protein kinase activity.